This is a messenger RNA of Mycotypha africana, 1047 nucleotides long. RefSeq names its product RTC4-like domain-containing protein. Bases 1 to 1047 code for a protein of 348 amino acids. Lineage: Eukaryota; Fungi; Mucoromycota; Mucoromycetes; Mucorales; Mycotyphaceae. The transcript has a single exon. The record is from RefSeq and is a predicted model, not a curated record.
AUGCCAACCAAAGUAAAGAGAAGUACUAAUCCAUUUUCUGCGAAAUCGAGCGAUCAAGAUCGAUCGAGGUUUAAGACGUCGCGAGUCUUAAAGACCAUCGAUGAUGACGAUGACGAUGACGACUUUCAGCAAAAGGACAUGAAGUUCAAACUACCGGAUAAAAAAAAGUCUUUAUCAAUGAAAAGUGCAACGUCAACAAGUUUGGAUGAAAAGAGCAAAACGGAAAAAUUAGCCAAGUCAAAAGCCAUACUGGAGAAUCUCAAUAAAGUAGAAGAAGAAAUGGAUGACAAUAAGAAAAAAGUCAUCUGUCCUUACUGUAUGACUGUUUUGGAACCAAUUACAGAUGCGUUGGAAAAAGCUUUAGAAAAGAUGAAACGUAAAGAUGAGGAUUAUGAACAAAGGCAAGAAAAUCAGGCCUCUUCUUCCUUUACAUGUUUCAAUAUUGUAAUAAAGAGGCCUGUCAGUAAUGAAGAAAAAGAUGCGUUCUGCAAACUACACAAGAAGGAGCUCGUGAUCAAACCAGAAGGGGUGAAGAAGAGAUUUCCAACAACGAUUGAUUUCAAUGCAGUGUCUCGACGUAUAAUGAAGUUCAGGAGCGAGUUGGAAAGGGUGAUCAAAAAUGAACUAAAGAGUGAGUAUAGAGAGAUUGCCGAAAGUGCAUAUGAAGAACAAGGUAUCAGCAAAGCGAGAAGCACAAUGAGUAUGAUGGCUCGUUUCGAGGCUUCGUUACCGGGUUAUUAUGGGCCCAAGGGUGCUGGGGUUAUCUUGAAUACGUUAAAUGAUAUGUUUCUCAAAAGUGGAUAUCUAUCAAAGUAUUUGGUUUCGCAACAAUUACCAGUGGAGUUCCUUCAGCAGGUACUGGUGCCUGAAGUGGGCUUUCGAUUAAUACGUGAGGAUUUACUAAAAAACCAGGGCCUAGGACGGCCGAUGGAGAAUGCCACAGAAAAAGCAAAGCAGAUAAUGCGUGAAAGUUGUGAAUAUGGUCAUAUAAUGUUCCCGAGUGAAAACCAACAUAUCGACAGUGAGCAACAAAGGACAGUAAUAUAG